Messenger RNA from Fusarium poae, 378 nucleotides. RefSeq lists its product as uncharacterized. Lineage: Eukaryota; Fungi; Ascomycota; Sordariomycetes; Hypocreales; Nectriaceae. The transcript is spliced from 2 exons. Bases 1 to 378 code for a protein of 125 amino acids. The record is from RefSeq and is a predicted model, not a curated record.
AUGAAGCAAGUAUUCGGUGCCGGUCAACAAGGCUCUCUCGCUGUCCCCAUCACAGCUGGUAUAGCUGCUCUAGGAGCAGGAGUAUUCUACAUGGGUAGAUCCAAGCCCGACACCACCCCUGAACAAGAUCGCAAAUCACGCGCCGAGGCCAAAAAGGCAGAAGGCCUUAGCGGUGCAGGCAUUGGAGGAAACGCCGUUACGGGCGGUCAUGAGCUGAGCCACGCCAAGAACUCAAGAAGCAAGGAGAAGACCACAGCGCCUCUCGAGAAGCUCCCCAGCGGCGGAGUAGGAGGUGGCGUUGGCGGCGGAGGUUCCAACGUCCGAACCUCAGUCGAGAUGACGGCCAAGGAGAACAGUCCCUCCAGGUCAGGAGCCUAA